Trifolium pratense (red clover) is the source of this 2241-nucleotide messenger RNA. Its product is annotated as cationic amino acid transporter 1-like. The transcript is spliced from 3 exons. Gene Ontology annotation, cellular component: plasma membrane. Gene Ontology annotation, molecular function: L-glutamate transmembrane transporter activity; L-lysine transmembrane transporter activity. The record is from RefSeq and is a predicted model, not a curated record. The coding region runs from base 316 to 2124 and encodes 602 amino acids. Lineage: Eukaryota; Viridiplantae; Streptophyta; Magnoliopsida; Fabales; Fabaceae. Gene Ontology annotation, biological process: amino acid transport; transmembrane transport.
AUAAAAUAAGUAAUUAAAUCUUUAAAAUAGAGCUAUGUGAAGAGGUAGUAGCAUUUUAUUUUAUUUUUCGAUAAGAAGGUAGUAUUUAUUUUUGUCGUUAUAAUUGGUGGCCUUGUAUUGCCGGCCGGUCACAUACGAAAAGAGCCAUUUCAUUUUCCAAUUAUUUAUUACUAUAAGAUAUUUCCUUUAUAUAUGGCCAAAAAAGAAACAAAGGUUUUGAAUGCUGUUUUCUCCAUCCAUUAUUUCAAAGCUUGAAAAUAAACGUGACUUCGAAGCCAUUUUCACUUUGGGUGCAAACUCUUAGGAAAGAAGAGAAUGGGAGAAGGGAAUGACAAUUCAAGCUUAGGAGAAGAAAAUGUCGCCCCUCCAAAAAUAAAAUUGGAGUCAUUUGGGAGCUUAUCAAACUACGGUAGGGCGCUCUUGUAUACACCGAGCCGACUAUUGGAUCGGGUUACGGCCCGGUCCAAUGAUGAGACAGAGUUGGUUGAUGUGAAGAAUCGAAGUCAACACGAAAUGAAGAAAACACUAUCUUGGUGGGAUUUGAUAUGGUUCGGCAUGGGUAGUGUCAUUGGCUCGGGAAUUUUUGUAUUGACCGGACUUGAGGUUAGGAAUACUGUGGGACCCGCUGUGGUGCUAUCUUAUGUUGUCUCCGGUAUUUCAGCCAUGUUGUCUGUUUUUUGUUACACUGAAUUUGCUGUGGAAAUUCCUGUCGCUGGUGGUUCCUUUGCUUAUCUAAGAGUUGAGCUUGGUGAAUUUGUAGCAUUCAUAGCAUCAGGAAACAUUAUUCUUGAAUAUGUAAUUGGUGGUGCUGCAGUCUCACGUUCAUGGACAUCCUAUUUUGCAACACUUUGCAAUCAACCAUCAGACAAAUUUGUCAUCAUAGUACAUUCAUUUGCAAAAGAUUACAACAAACUUGAUCCUAUUGCUGUUUUUGUUCUAGCAAUUAUUUGCACUUUUGCAGUUUUCAGCACAAAGGGUUCCUCCCGUUUAAACUACAUUGCCUCAAUAAUUCAUGUCAUUGUCCUAAUGUUCAUCAUAAUUGCGGGUUUAACUAAAGCCGAAGCUGAAAAUUACUCUGAUUUUACACCUUUUGGAGCUAGAGGAAUCUUUCAAUCCGCUGCGGUUUUGUUUUUCGCUUAUGUUGGAUUCGAUGCGGUUAGUACAAUGGCCGAGGAGACGAAGAAUCCCGGAAAAGAUAUACCGAUUGGUCUAAUUGGUUCGAUGACACUUACAACAUUUAUUUAUUGCAUGAUGGGUGUGACAAUUUGUUUAAUGCAAAAAUAUUCAGAUGUUGAUGAAAACGCGGCUUUUUCGGUUGCAUUUGAAGCCGUUGGAAUGAAAUGGGCUAAGUAUAUUGUUGCAUUUGGUGCAUUGAAAGGAAUGACUAGUGUUUUACUUGUUGGUGCUGUUGGUCAAGCAAGAUAUCUAACACAUAUUGCAAGAACACAUUUGUUACCUUCAUGGCUUGCAAGAGUGAAUGAAAAAACAAAGACUCCAAUUAAUGCAACUCUUGUUAUGUUUGUUGCAACUGCAAUUGUUGCACUUUUUACUAGCCUUGAUGUUCUUGCUAAUUUACUUUCAAUUUCAACUUUGUUCCUUUUUUCACUAGUGGCAAUUGCUCUAUUGGUUAGGAGAUAUUGUGUUAGAGGUGUGACAUCUAGGUUUGAUGUUAUGAAAUUUGUUGGAUUCCUAUUUCUCAUAUUAGGUUCUUCGGUUGGAUGUUCGAUUUAUUGGUCGCAAACUACCAGGUGGCUUGGUUACACUAUAUUAGUACCUAUUUGGUUUGUGGGGACAUUCGGCAUUUGGUUUUUUGUUCCUCUUGCAAAGAAGCCGAAGAUUUGGGGCGUACCGCUUGUUCCAUUUUUGCCGUCCGCGUCAAUCGGUAUCAAUAUUUUCCUUCUUGGAACUUUAGAUAAGGCUUCAUUCAAGAGAUUUGGUUAUUGGACUGGAUUUUUGGUUGUGUAUUACUUGCUUGUUGGAGUACAUGCAUCUUAUGAUAUAGCAAAGCUAGAAAAGGAGAGGAAGAAACUAGAGGAUAAGACAAAAUCAAAGAUAGAUGAAGAAAAUGGUGUUCCAUUGAAGUCUAAUACCAAAGAUGAAAAUCAUACAAAGGAGGAUUUUUAAUUUAUGUAUUGUUGAUAGUUUUUUUUAUUAGUGUUUAUGUGAGAAUAACUUGGACAAUCAAAUUGUGUUUGUAAAAGUGGUGUUUCUCUAUAUAUAAGAAGCUAUAUUGAUCCAAAA